AUGGGAUCUGACUCUCGUCCGUCAAAGCGACGAAGAGUGUCCAACCCAGACCUUGACCCCGAACAAGAGAGGAGAGAAUCUCCCAGUCCAACCCGAACUCGAAAGACGCGCAAGAAUAACAUUCCUGCUACUGAACCCGAGAGCACCGCCAAUGCAGGUACAGAAGAAGUAGCGGAGAAGAAAGACGAUGAAGCGCCGUCACAGUCUACGAGACGAAGUGCCCGGAUAAAGGUGACGGGGAAUUCCGUCGUGAGCACCAGUGCAGGCCCACCGAGACCGAGGGUUGUGGAGGAAGAGGAUACACAGAAUAGGAAGAGAAGCAGAAAGACAAAGACUAGUAUAGCUGGUUCGUCGUCAACGAAGAAAUUGGCACGGAAAUCAAGCAAACCAACCGCUGCCACUACAACCACUACUACUACAACUACGACUGGGCGGAAGAACAAGAAGGAGGACAAGCAAGACGAAAGAGAUGGUCGAUUGAAAGGGAAGAAAGAGAAAAAGGGCGUCAGUGGUACAGACGAUGUGUGGGAAGUUCCGUGUGAUCGCGAGAACGAGGACGAGGACGAGCUAGCUAUAGCGCAGUUAGUGGCUAAUGAUGCGGCGAUGCAGCUUCAGACGGAGCUUGAAGUGCCUCCUGAGACAGUCAAUCAACCUGCCUAUGCCGAGGAGUUCAUAUCGCUAUGUGAAGAGCACGGUCUGGAACCAAUGCUAGCACCGCUCGGCGAGUUCAUUCUAGAAAAGCUAAACGGCAAACGCCUGAUACCACUCAAGGGACUGGACAAUGAAUAUCGGACAGUCUUCCAGCUGCUGGAGCAGACCGUUGUGGCAGGCGAAGGGAACUCACUUCUGCUACUCGGGGCCAGAGGGAGUGGGAAAACCGCGGUGGUAAACACGGCCCUAGCAGCUCUGUCGAAAACCAAUGCCGACGACUUCCACAUUGUUCGUCUGAAUGGAUUCCUGCACACAGACGACAAGGUUGCUCUGCGGGAGAUAUGGCAGCAGCUGGGGCGCGAGAUAGAUCCGCAGGAUGAUCUGGAAAAGCCGUCAAGCUACGCUGACACGAUGGCGUCGCUGCUUGCGUUGCUAUCCCACCCUGAAGAAAUAACGGGUCCCUUGCCUGAGGAGAAUGGCAUGACAACUACGAAAUCGGUGGUGAUCGUGCUGGACGAGUUUGACUUGUUUUCGUAUCACCCGCGACAAACGCUGCUGUAUAACUUGUUUGACAUUGCACAGGCAAAGAAGGCCCCUGUUGCGGUGUUGGGGCUCACUACGAAGGUUGAGGUUACUGAGAACCUUGAGAAGCGGGUGAAGAGCAGGUUCAGCCAUCGACGUGUGUUUCUCCCUCGGCCCAGGAGUUUUGUUGAGUUUGUGGAUAUAUGCAUGGCUUCGUUGAAGAUUGAAGGUGAUGAGGUGGAUUCUUGUCCGUUGGACGGCGAGAAGGGACCAAUUCUCCUAAAGGGGUGGAACAAUUAUAUCCAGGACCUAUUUGAAGAUGCCGAGUUUGCACGUCAUCUCGAGCCGAUAUACUACCGAAGCAAGAGUGUGCGGGACUUCUUCCGCAGUGCGCUGGUCCCGAUAACGUCGAUGGCACUAGGCUCCGUGGCAGGCACCAAAGCGGAGCUCCCCGGCACGCAGUCCUUUGCAUCAAACUCGCUGGCCUGUCCAGACCCAGCACCGCUUCCCUUCACCCAGCUCUCGGGUUCAUCAAGCAACGUCUCCCUACCCUUGUCGCUACUACUUACGGCAACCCGGCUAACGGCGCUGCAUGAAUCAACGGCAACGGCCACGGCAACGGCAGCAUCACUUAGCCUAUCCUUUGCGGCCGUUUACAGCGAGUACGUGCGCCUGCUCACCGUAGCCAAGGCAUCGGCAUCGGCCUCUGGCGCAGCGGCAACGCCGGGGCGGGUAUGGGGUAAAGAGGCUGCCAAAGAAGCGUGGGAGAAGCUGGUUGACUGGGGCCUUGUGUUGCUUGUCAAUGGCUAUGGGAUGGGAGACGGCAAAAUGUUCCGGGUCGAGGUGUCGUUUGAAGAGGCUGUCGCAGCUCUAGGCUCUACCGGGGCCGGGGCACUGGGCAGAUGGUGGAGAGACGGGUAA
Molecule: messenger RNA, 2094 nt
Organism: Trichophyton benhamiae CBS 112371
Lineage: Eukaryota; Fungi; Ascomycota; Eurotiomycetes; Onygenales; Arthrodermataceae
Product: origin recognition complex subunit Orc4, putative
Exons: 2
Coding region: 1-2094 (697 amino acids)
Biological process (GO): DNA replication initiation; DNA replication
Cellular component (GO): nucleus; nuclear origin of replication recognition complex
Molecular function (GO): DNA replication origin binding; ATP hydrolysis activity
Source: RefSeq, a predicted model, not a curated record